AUGAGCCUGAUUUUAACUUCAACGCAGGUCAAUUCUUCCCCACUUCAGACAAAGGCGAGCUAUUCUUCGUGGGCGUAUCCAUUUUCAAAUUCUUCGAGCUCCCCAGGUAACUGCGGUCAGCAACAGGCAGCUUAUGAUACUCACAUUCUAAGAGCAAACUCUCUAUCCAUCCACGGCGGUUCCGCUGGAUUACCAGCCUACUCAGCGGUGCAGCCAGGGCUCGAAUACGGAACUACUUCGGAGCAGCACGCUCUGGCUAACAGAACCUCCUAUUACUCUCCAAAUUAUCCCUUUGGAUACGGAGAGGAAGGAGUGUAUCAUCUUCCCUUUUCCUCCUACGUUCUUCCAAGCUCUACUGGGGCAGGAGGAGUAAGUGCUGUUUGUGGUACUUCUCCUCCAGCGAGGAACUGGCGAUUGCCAACGACACUGGAUCCUACAAAUGCAGGGACGUACCCCGAUCAUGACGGAAGCGGUUCGCUAUCGCCGAGUUUUCCCUUUCUCGGACGCCCAUCUCAAAAAUGUACGUCCAGUGAAACCGUCACGCUCUUUCCCGUCAUGAGCUCACUGUCUUCGGGGCAAGAUAGAACCUUGCCUAACCCGGCAACUGGUCGAAACAAUACCCUUGCGGCUAUCAUGGAAAGUACCAGUUCGACUAGCCCGACUGUGUGUUCUAGCAUUACCGCUACAUACAAACAAGCCUACCAACUGGCAGCUGACAGCGAUAUUACACGGCCCAUUACGAGCAGUGAUACUUCUGCAGCUCUCUCGGUGAAUGUCAAACUGUCCCCAAGCCCUAUUGAUUGCGGGUUUGGAUAUAUUCCACUUUCCAGCGCCCUUCAAGCCUGCGUUACUUCUGCCCCUUUUCUGGUCAAUGAAGCUGUUGAUACUUCUGUUGAUGUUCAACAGGGCUCAGAUGAGCCGCACGUCAAUAACAAGAUGACCAGACUCAAAAGCUCCACAGAUACAUGCGUGUCAGAAUAUGUCCAUUCCACAAACAGGAGCCACCGACUGGGUUCGAUGAGGCCACCAGGGGGCAUGCUGGUGAGCGGUGAGGUGUACGAACGACCACAAUACACAACGUCUGCAGGGAACAUGUACUCAGUGGAGAAAACCGCUGUUUCUCCUCAAUUGACAACGGGUGCCUCGAGCUGCUAUUAA
This is a messenger RNA of Trichophyton benhamiae CBS 112371, 1158 nucleotides long. RefSeq names its product hemagglutinin protein, putative. Lineage: Eukaryota; Fungi; Ascomycota; Eurotiomycetes; Onygenales; Arthrodermataceae. The transcript has a single exon. The coding region runs from base 1 to 1158 and encodes 385 amino acids. The record is from RefSeq and is a predicted model, not a curated record.